Rotaria sp. Silwood1 is the source of this 441-nucleotide messenger RNA. The record is from the annotation of a GenBank genome assembly. NCBI's taxonomy places the organism in Eukaryota, Metazoa, Rotifera, Eurotatoria, Philodinida, Philodinidae.
AUGCAAAAUAAUAUACCGAUAAUCGUUUGGCUCGAUUCAAAUUCUACCGAUUCAGCCAGUAGCUUUCUUUCAAAAUUAAGAAAUUAUCAAUAUGUACAAAUAUUUACUGAAGUUCAUGCAUGCCUUUCUUAUAUCAAUUCUCAUUUAGAACAAACAAUUAUUCUCAUCACUUCUGGCUCGUUCGCUUUACAAAUUGUACCAUUAAUCUAUGAUUCUGCCAAUGUUCUUAUCACAUUCGUAUUUUGCGCAUCAAUAAAAACAUAUACCAAUUGGGCCAUGGACUACUGUGAUAAAUUAAUGAUGUUCGAUCAUGAAGACGAUUUAUUACAGAGAUUAUGGUUACAAAUUGAAGAAUAUCUACGUGAACAAGCUAAACAAUGUCUUAAAAUAGCGGAUGAAUGCAAGGAACGCGCACAACAAUUAAAGCAACCAUGUGGUUAA